UUUUACAGUCAAGCCUGGAAGCCCCACCUUUUGUGUUUCCCGCACCGUCAAUCAAAAUAGAAAAAAUCGACUCGAAUCACCGAUCGCAGCCCGCCUUUGAUUAAAAUAAUCAUGUUUGGCGUUUAAAUAAACCGAAACUCUCCCGAUUUAAAUAUUUCACGCUAUGACUGGUACGUAAAAUUUAGCCUGAUUCAAGCAUACCGUCACCGCCCCUGAACAGCCAGUGAAACAAGAGGAAAUGGCUGCCUUAGACGUGGACAGCAGUCAGAGCGACUAUAUGCAGCACGGCAGCGGCGGAGGAGACCAGGACACUCAGCCGUCACCGCUCGCUCUGCUGGCAGCUACCUGUAGCAAGAUCGGGUCACUUUUGCCAGAGGAGGAUAACGGUGCUGCCGCUGGCGUGACCACAGACCUCACAUCCAUACAGUUAACAGGGACCUCAGAGAGAUGGGAGGUAUUGGCUCCAAGCGCACCCAUAAAAGAGGAGCCAAGCAUAGUGCAUAUUCCCAACACAGGGAUAGUGACGUCAAAUGGACAGUAUGUUUUUCCUCUCCAGAAUAUGCAUAGCCAACCGAUUUUUGUGACGUCGGGACCCGACACGUCCGCCAACGCAGUGCCUAACAUUCAGUACCAGGUGAUACCGCAGAUCCAGACUGCGGAUGGACAGCUGGGCUUCGCGACCUCCGCGGUGGAGGGCACCUCCCUGGGACAGGAUGCCACAGGGCAGAUCCAGAUCAUGCACAGUGCUGGCCAGAGUAUCGGCGCUGCCGGAACGUCCCCGGCCGACAUCCUUACCAACAGCCAGAACCUCAUAUCUCAGACUGGUCACGUCCAGCAGAUCCAAGGAGUCUCAGUUGCUGGCUCUGCUUUCAACAGCCAGGGUCAGGUGGUCGCCAACGUUCCUGUCGGUUUACCCGGAAACAUCACCUUUGUACCGAUAAACAGUGUGGACCUAGACUCCCUCGGACUCGCUGGGGCUCAGACGAUAGCGACGGGGGUCACGGCGGACGGGCAGCUCAUCAUGGCUGGUCAGCCCCUGGACAGGUCCGAGGGCUCCGAUAAAACGGGUGAGCCCAUUUCCCACACACUGGCCGUCGGUGACUCGAACACUAACCAAGACAUGUACGUGCCAACGACGUCAUCGUCACAGCUGCCCGAGACGAUAGACGGAACGGGGGUGCUGACACAGGCCACCGCGGUCUCCUCAGCGGCCGGCGAGCAGGCAGACUACAUCGGCCAGAACCAAGUGCAGAACAUCCAGGUGUCGUCGGCGCAGCCCGUCAUCCAGCUUCAACCGGUGCCCGUCAGCACCAGUGACGGCCAGGUGGUCCAAGGCCUCCCACAGGCGCAGUUGUCCAGCCAGACGCUGCAGAACCUGCAGCUGAUCAACCCCGGGACCUUCCUGAUCCAGGCACAGACGGUCACGCCCUCGGGGCAGAUCCAGUGGCAGACUUUCCAGGUUCAGGGUGUCCAGAACCUGCAGAACCUCCAGCUGCCCAGCACUGGGGCGCAACAAAUCACACUGGCCCCUGUGCAGACACUCUCGCUGGGCCAGGGGGGCACGCUGAGCUCCAGCCCUGUCAGCAUCAGUACCGGGCAGAUCCCUAACCUGCAGACAGUGACCGUCAACUCUGUGGGUCAGGCGGGCAUCCAGUUCCAGCAGGUGGAUGACACAGGCAGCCCUGGAGACAUACAGAUUAAAGAGGAGCCUGACUCAGAGGAAUGGCAGUUGGCCACGGACUCCACGCUGAACACCAGCGACCUGUCACACCUGCGCGUUCGCCUGGUGGACGAAGACACGGAGCAGCCUGGCCAGGAGGGCAAGCGGCUGCGCAGGGUGGCCUGCACCUGCCCCAACUGUAAAGAGGCAGGCGGGAGGGGGUCGAACAUGGGUAAGAAGAAGCAGCACGUGUGCCACAUCCCGGGCUGCGGGAAGGUGUACGGCAAGACGUCACACCUGCGGGCGCAUCUACGCUGGCACUCCGGCGAGCGGCCCUUCGUCUGCGGCUGGAUGUUCUGUGGGAAGAGGUUCACACGCAGCGACGAGCUUCAGCGACACCGGAGGACACACACUGGGGAGAAGAAAUUUGUGUGUCCGGAAUGUUCCAAGCGCUUCAUGCGCAGUGAUCACCUGGCGAAGCACAUCAAGACCCACCAGAACAAGAAGGGCAUGAACUCAGGCGGCGCCGUCCUGACCUCGGUUGAGGCCACGGGCUCCUCGGACGGUAUCAUCUCGGCGGCCGGCACCACCCUCAUCCUCACCAACAUCCAGCAGGGCUCCGUCCAGGGCCUGGGGACUGUGAGCUCGGGCAGCGCGCAGGAGAUCCAUCCCAACUCGGAGAUCCCCAUACAGCUCGUCACUGUCUCAGCCAGUGAGGUGAUGGAGUGACUCCCGCCCACCGCUUGGACUCCUCAAUCGCUCCUGACCCCCCACCUCAUUUUUUAUAUAUAUAAAUAUAUAUAUAAAUAUAUAUAUUUUAAAAAAGAAUUAUCAGUUUGUUCCUUAGCAGUCUUUUUACAUAUGGGGUAAAUGACAUUACAUGUGGUUCCAAUACUCACACUGAAAUGCCUUAUUUUGUAUUAUAUUCUGUAGUAUAAGUGGGCAGACCUGCAUGUGUUUUUUAGCUACUGUUUAUGUGCUAAGACUGAAGAAAAUAGUCAACAUGAAAUGGAAAAAAUGGUACAGGAUUGGGGUUCUUGGGGGGGGGGGGUGUGUUUGUGUUCUGUAGGGUUGUCACAUUGGGGCCUGCAAUGAAGACAUCUGCCCCCAUUCUUGUUUGUGGGUUGGGGGGUCGACACCAAGAGUGGAGUCAGUACACUUUAAUUGGGCACUGAUUUGCGCUUGCAGAAGUCCAAAUGUCUUCAUACAGGUGUCGCAUUUUCUGUGCUUUGUUCCUUUCUGAUCCCGUCUUAUGGCGAAACUGAUGCUGCCCCAUGCCACAAUGCACUCUGGUUUGCCGCUUGGUCCAUUUCAGCUCACAGGCAGUGAACCCCCCCCCCCCCCCCCCCACACACACACACACACACACACACACACACACACACAACAAUCAUAUACCAUUGAAAUCCCCCAUUUCACCUGAUGUUUCAAUAAGCAUUAUUUUGAAUUUUUGAGGAAAGUACUAUUUAUGGUAGGGUUUACUUAGUAAACGGGUGGUUGUAUUUGGAUUUUUUUAACUGCGAUUUUAAUGUGUACAGUUCUCCCAUGUUACAUUAAUAAGAUUCCCUCUUGAUAGGAUGGACGGCGGCUGAAGGGUUUAUUUCGUUCUGUACAAGUCAUGCUGCUGGAGUCAAUCGCCAAAUUUGACUCCGACUGAUCUGGCCACACGAUGCCUGUUUUAAAGGUCACACCCCCCCCCCCCAUGGUUCUCGAAGACUACGUUGUCCAGAGUUAUCGUGCGGUGAACGGACCAAAACAGCCCUGUUCUGUUAAUGCAGUCUCCACCUCCUUGAUGCUGUGACAUGUUUUAUAGCCGUGUGUCAGAGCCCUGAAAUGACGUAUUUUCUUUCUUCUUUGUAACUGCCACCUUGGCGGAAGGAGACCUUGAGACAAAUCACCUUUAGCAGGAGUUACGUGGCGUCAGUCCACUGGAGGCGGAUCCUUUUUAAAUCUGUGACACUGUACUGAGAUCAAAUACAGUGUGAUCUUUUUUGUAUAAAUGUCUUUUUUUUAUAUAUACUGCCCAGGAAAAAUGUGUAUAGGCAAUACACUCAUUUUGCUCUGUCAAAAUAAUGUACUUGUCUCUUUUCCUUUUUUAAAAAUAUAUAUUCCUUAAUUAUUGGUUUCUGUUUUUCUAUAUAGAAACGUUUCUGCCAUUCUUUACGGAGGUUUGGUUACAUUGAAGUAGGUGAAUUGUGAAUGCUCUGCAGUCUUUUGCUGGACUUGAUUAUAUCAUUGAAUUUAGAUAAACUUGUUGACAAACAAGUUAGUAAAACGAAAAAUAAAACGAAGGGAAACUGACAAUAUUUUAUAAUAUUGUGACUCAUCACCACAUAAAACACAAAUUACUUUGAUGUAACUGAAAUAUACCCUGAGUGGUUUAUUAAUAAAACACUAUUUUGAUAUUUGA
Molecule: messenger RNA, 4070 nt
Organism: Brienomyrus brachyistius
Lineage: Eukaryota; Metazoa; Chordata; Actinopteri; Osteoglossiformes; Mormyridae
Gene: sp3a
Product: sp3a transcription factor
Exons: 7
Coding region: 239-2389 (716 amino acids)
Biological process (GO): regulation of transcription by RNA polymerase II
Molecular function (GO): DNA-binding transcription factor activity, RNA polymerase II-specific; RNA polymerase II cis-regulatory region sequence-specific DNA binding
Source: RefSeq, a predicted model, not a curated record